Paecilomyces variotii is the source of this 1138-nucleotide messenger RNA. RefSeq names its product mediator complex subunit 27-domain-containing protein. Lineage: Eukaryota; Fungi; Ascomycota; Eurotiomycetes; Eurotiales; Thermoascaceae. Bases 109 to 1116 code for a protein of 335 amino acids. The record is from RefSeq and is a predicted model, not a curated record. Gene Ontology annotation, cellular component: mediator complex. The transcript is spliced from 3 exons.
CAAAACUCGUCACAGAGACGCUUAUUGCAGCAUAGUCUCAAUUUCUUUCAGUCUUCCCUUCUCUGCUUAUUGCUAUUUUCCUCCUUCAGGGAGGACAGCGCUGGUGUCAUGGCGAGUGUGCCCUCUGUCGGCCCCAAGGCACAAGCAACCCCGCAAUCGAGCGGUAAUGCGCAAAAUGCGGGUAAUCAGCAAGGCAUCAAAUCUGAAGUCGCUUCUAAAGAGAGCAUAAAUUGGAAUUCUGAAAGGCAACUAGUCUCAUCGUUAUGGAAAUUGCAAGAACUCGAGGCAAAAAUUCAUCAACUGCGGACGUUACUACCAGAUCGUCUUCUCGCUCCCCUUAUUCCAAUUGUCAACCCGCGGAGAGCGGGUCCCAAUAGGCCUGUGCCGAAAUCUCCGCAGAUGCUAUACGAACAGCUAUCUCAGGCUGCUCGCGAUGGUGUCACAGAGGUCGAGGACUUCGUGUCUGCGUGGCAAAGCCCAGAAAUGCGAGCUGUCUGGGCCAGGAUGGAUGAGAAGAUGAAGGAGUGCGACGGCGACUACCCGCAGCCGAGUGGAAUCUGGGAGCAUGACUACGACAAAGUUCUCGAGGAACUUGACAAGGAGGAGCACACCAGUCAGCGACGGCAUAAGAAGACCGAAGAAGAACAGUCGAGGGCGCAAGCUCUAUCGGCCGGAGGCUGGAAAGGCGUCGUAGAGUCCUUCAAACAGAAAGGCUUGUCCGGUGUGCGGAUCUUGCUGAGCAAAAACGAAGAUGUGAUCACAGUUGUCCUAUUAAAAGCUGGAAUGUCGUUUGAUAUUCAAGAGAUCCACGGACAGGAGGAGGACGGUAAGGUAGAAUGGCGGGUGUCCAACAAACAAUACCCUGGCAAGCCAAAAACGAAGCUUGAGACGUCUGUGUCCAUAUGCUUGAAUCUACGUCCUCGAAAAUGGGACCUCGGUUACCUACUCGACAUGAUAUGCUCUUAUUCCGAUAUCAAGAAAACGCCAUGCGUGAAGUGUAACAAAAUGAUUGACAACACCGCUCAACUUCCGACCAUCCGCCGUCCAAAAACCGUCGAUACUCCGGACGGAAAGAAAUCGACCACUUGGGAGGCCUAUCAUCAAAACUGCGCUUGAGCGCGUUUUGCACCGGCUCCCA